Molecule: messenger RNA, 609 nt
Organism: Knipowitschia caucasica
Lineage: Eukaryota; Metazoa; Chordata; Actinopteri; Gobiiformes; Gobiidae
Source: the annotation of a GenBank genome assembly
AUGGAUCAGGUCCAAGCUCAGUUGGAGGCAGUGGAGACACAUAUAAGCUGUUCUUUGCGUUUGGCCCGGGAGCGAGUGGCGCAGUGGAAGAAAGCCCAACGCCAGAAGCAGCUCCAGUUAAGAAAGAAACCUCGUCAGAUACCUCUGGAUCUGCCAAUACUACUAGAGACAGGGGGCGACAAUGAACUGAAGGCUCCAGAUGAACGGAUCCGGGCACUGCAGAAGGAAGUAACUGAGGUUAGAGAUCAGUUGGAGGUAGUUGAGACCAGUCGGAGGCGUUCUUUGAGUGUUGCGGUGGAGCGAGUAGAGCAGUGGAAGAAAACCCAACGACAGAAGCAGCUCCAGUUAGCAGAGAAAGCUUCUCAGAUACCUCUGGAUCAGCCAAUACUAUUAGAGACAGAGGGCGACAAUGAACUGAAAGCUAGAGAUGAACGGAUCCGGGAACUGCAGAAGGCCAUGGAUCAGGUCCAAGAUCAGUUGGAGGCAGUGGAGACAAGUAGGACCCGUUGUUUGCAUUUGGCCCGGGAGCGAGUGGCGCAAUGGAAGAAAGCCCAACGACAGAAGAAGCUCCAGAUAGCAGAGAAAUCUCGUCAGAUACCUCUGGAUUAG